UCAACUCCUUGGAAGAAGAAGAAGUGUGCGAAGCUUCGCUAUGAACGAUGGAGCCCCAUGAGACACCAACACCCGACAGUGGCACAACCCUGAAGAAUCAACGGAAGCUUACGGACACCGACCCCACCACCGAAUCAGUUCUCAACAUCUCCACUAAGAGCCGAACCAUCUACAGCACUCUUGACGAAGCCCUACCACAAUGUGGCCGCCGCUUCCAUGCCAUGCUGAUCGCUGCUCUACUCGUCUUCGUAUUCACUGCCGCCGCCGCAACGAUGCUCUCUCAGCGCCUGGCAUCCAACAAGGACCUCUACUGCCGCGCACGCUCCUGUUACCAAUACAGCGCCCUCAUCCACGAGUCUAUAAACACCACCGUCAAUCCUUGCGAGAACUUCUACCGCUUCGUCUGCACCGGCUGGAAUAAACGCCACCCAUUCCCUGUCCGCGAAGCCAUCUUCCGGAACUAUCGGCGCAGCAUCAUGGAUAGUGCGUCGUCCAUGAAAGUCCGCGGCAACCAUAACACGCCGAUGCAGAAGGCAGCUAAGUUCUACCAGUCAUGCGUAGAUGUCUUGAACGCGCCAGUAGCGCCAUCUACCAAGGGGCUGACGAGAACACUGAAGUCUGUGGGUGUCCACUGGCCACGCCUUGUGGAAGACGUCGAUGUGUUGGACACGUUGGUCAAGCUGCACAUUAAUUGGCGGUGGGAAGCCGUGAUGAAGAUCGAGGUAGUCAAGCCACGAGACGAUGCGCGUCCGAAGCCAGGUCUAAGCCACCAGCACAAAGUUAUCCUGUCCAGCUCCGACUUCCUUGCGGAAAUUCUGGACAGAAGGGAGAUCAUGAUCGAACGUGGAACUUACAGAGCGUACUAUAAGACGUUGCACGAUGCUUUCGCUGUUCCUGGUGAGGACACGAUAGAUUUCGAAGCGUUCGGGGUCGUCGAAAACGGUCUGGUACCGAUCUUGAAAAGCGUUCAGGGACGUGACAGACGCAGUUCAUUGUGGCUCGAUGAACCGCACGAAAGCCCAAUAAUACCGGUCGAGUAUCUUGAAAAACUGAGGGACGUCCUGAAGAAACGCUGCAACAUACCCUUGUAUCAGAGCGUGAAAGUCUACGUUGAGGACUGGAAAUUCGUUCGCGCUUUCUUCAUCCUCUUACAGCAGUUCGGAGAAGAGACUACGUUCGCUUACUUGGGCUGGACUGUGGCUCAGAGACUUGCCUUGAUUAGUAUACCCGAUGUGGUAACGUUAUUUUAUGGCGGACAUAGAAACGCACAGAUGCAACAUCCAUCCUUCUGCUUUGAUUUCGUAGAAAACUUAAUGGGCUUCGCACUCGAUGCCGUCGUGACGUCACUGAAGCUUACGCCGACAGUCUUGAAGGACAUCACGACUCUCAGCAGCAGCAUUGAAGCGCUGCACGACACGUCGCUCACGCAAUACUUCUUUCGUAACCUUAACCUAACUUCCAAGGUACAGCCACAACAUAAACUCGACGCAGCCCUGCAGCACCUCGCGAAGUUCCUCCCGGAAAGUCUCCAAGUCUCGUACAAGAACUAUUCCGAGAUGAAGGAUUCAGCACUUGGAAACUGGCGUGCCGCGAGCGAAGGCUACAGGCACUCCAAUCCAGAAGACGUUGUAACACACCGGUUCGCGACGGACACACAGGUGCAUUAUCACGCAUUCGACCGCAGGGAGGGAAACUUCCUGCUGAUGCCGUGGGCUCUACAGCAUCCGUUUUACGAAGUAGACUACCCAUCUUCGAUUAAGUAUGGAAAUGUAGGAGCUCAACUGACAACGAUUCUUUCGGAACGAUUCUUCAGAACUGGAGUCAUCUGGGACGAAAGAAGCAGGGCACUGGUUCUUCGAUAUAUCCGAUGUUUCUUACCAGGGCUGAGUACCUUGAGCAACGUCACCAAUGAAAUAGCAUCGCAAGUUCAUUCCAUAUUUACGCUGGGCGUUCUUUGGAACGCGUACAGGCCCUCUGCCACGCUAGGCAAGCGACUGCCGAUGGGACGAUUCACGCAGGAUGAGCUCUUCUUUCUGUCUUGGUGCUACACGCACUGCAGUGCCCCGGGAGCUUCCGAAGGCAUCUGCAACGUACCGUUGAGGAAUUUUAAGCCUUUUGCGGACACGUUCAAAUGCGGAAAAGCGAACGGGAUGACGAGUGACACAGACUGCGGUAUGUCGACUUGAAUGGUGGUCACGUGGAUGUAACUAAAUGUG
Ornithodoros turicata is the source of this 2216-nucleotide messenger RNA. Its product is annotated as neprilysin-2-like. Gene Ontology annotation, biological process: protein processing. Bases 48 to 2186 code for a protein of 712 amino acids. Gene Ontology annotation, molecular function: metalloendopeptidase activity. The record is from RefSeq and is a predicted model, not a curated record. NCBI's taxonomy places the organism in Eukaryota, Metazoa, Arthropoda, Arachnida, Ixodida, Argasidae. Gene Ontology annotation, cellular component: plasma membrane. The transcript is spliced from 2 exons.